CCACCUCAGCUGGCCACACCAAAACGCAGUGUCUUUUUCUUUAUUUAUGUUCGUACAUUUUUGGUUGCCUGGCUUUUUGUUGUUGCGCCACAUUAACAAUAACAAUUAAAGUGCGCCCCCACCGUCGCCCUCGAGUUAUUAAAGUGAAAAAUCGGGAGCGCGAUUUAAUGUGCCACAUGCGAAAGGUGUUGCAACGUUGCGUCGUCGUCGGGCGUCGAACAAAGCAGUUUUUGGAAAAGUGAAAACGGCGCCAUUUUAUAAGCAAGCAAGCCACGGCCAAAGGCGCAAGGAAAGUGCAAAUGCAAUGUGUGAAAUAAUAGAUUGGAGACACACUGAAAACAGAACUCUCUUUUAAAGUCGCGAGUGAAGGUGGUAGCCAAGAAAACAAUCAAGCCUCCCCAGCGACUCCAAAAUAUGAGCAGUGGCCAAAAUGAGACAGCAGCAGCAAAGGUUCUGGAAACGCAACGCGCACAAGAAUCCGGCAGUGAAAAUGAGGAAACCGACUCCAUUACGGAUCAGUCGAGCCAAUCGAAGUCCACCAAGUCAGCUACCCAGUUUAGCGUGCAGCGUUCGGAUACCGAUGGCCUGCGAAUGAGAAUCUCAGCCAUCCGUCCCCCAUUAGGAGUUCCUGCAACAAAGAAACCCCUGAAGCACAGAAAAAUGUCGACCCAGGAUACCGAGUCAGGCUGCUCGGAGGCCAGGAACCGAGCAGCCAGCAAAAAAGUCAAGGUUAAGCGAAAGAAGCUGGCCAGCGCGAGUGGGCUUAGCAAGUCAGAGACAUUGACUAAGUCCAAGAAGGCACAGAUCUCGGCGUUUUCCUCGGACUCAGAGGAUGACCUGCCCUUGAAGGUACACCAGCAGAGAGCUCCGCGUCUAUUGCUCACUGCGAUCUCCCAGGCGGCCCAGUCUGCCAACAAACCGCCGCUGGACAUAGGAAUCUCUUCCAGCGACAACGAGCUGCCCAGUCUUGUGCAGGCGGCCAUCAAGAGAGUGGAGAGCGAUACAGAGGAUACCACUGUUGAGGGCAGUUUCCGCAAGGCGGCCAAGGACAAGAAUCUGCCCCAGUACCAGUCCACAUUGCUUCAGGACUUUAUGGAGAAGACUCAGAUGCUGGGACAGAGUGCGAACUCGAAGCUUCCGGAAGAGAAAGUGGUUAAAGCCAAGGAGGAUACAAUUUUGCAAGUCGCUAAUCCUCGAAAGCGCAGAGGCAGACCCAAAAAGGUUGUAUCCACUGUUACAGCCGCGGGAAACUCCGGUCCGGCUAUAAACGAAUCCGCUGAUUCGGGUGUGAUCAGCACUACCAGUACUACGCAAAGCACCACUCCUUCGCCGAAAAUGCAAAGCGAGAACAUUGUGCCCACGGGAGCAGUGCCGACAGCGUCCAGCAGCAAACCCAAGAUCGACAUGGCGUAUCUGGACAAGCGGAUGUAUGCCACCGAGCGGGUGCUCUACCCGCCGCCCAGAAGCAAGCGGCGCCAGAACAACAAAAAAGCAGCCGCCACCUCAUCUAACAAAGAGGAGCUUCAGCUGGAUCCGCUGUGGCGGGAGAUUGAUGUGAACAAAAAGUUCCGGCUGAGGAGCAUGAGUGUGGGCGCGGCAAGUGGAACUGGAGCGAGCACAACCAUUUGCAGCAAGAUCCUAGCCGCAAAGAGCGGUUACGUCUCGGACUAUGGAAGUGUGAGGCACCAAAGAAGUGGGCACAACCACAAUUCCGGCUACAAGUCCGAUGCCAGCUGCAAGAGCCGGUACAGCACAAAGAGCUGCAUGAGCCGCAGGAGCAGGGCCAAAAGCUGCGGCUAUCGGAGUGAUUGCAAGGAAUCCGGAAAGUCUGGUCUUAGGAUGCGGCGGAAGCGCAGGGCUUCCAUGCUCUUGAAGAGCACUGCAGACGAUCAGGUCGAGGAUCAGGACAUCCUUCAGCUGGCAGGCUUAUCGUUGGGCCAGAGCAGCGAGGAGAGCAAUGAGUACAUCAGCAAGCCAAGCCUCCAGAGCCUGCCAACGACGAGUGCCAGCAAAAAGUACGGCGAGAUCAAUCGAUAUGUGACCACGGGACAAUAUUUCGGUCGCGGCGGCAGUUUGACAGUCACGAAUCCAGAGAAUUUUAUCAGUAAGAUGAUGAAUCAGCGGAAGGAGACUCCGGCUCCCAGCAAAGCGUCCUGCAAAAUAAAAUCCCGGCGUUCUUCGGCUGCCAGUAUGUGCAGCAGCUACGUUUCGGGAGUGUCAAAGAUGCGUCGCAGACAUCGCAGGAAGAGCUUCAGUCACAACAAGUCCCUAAACAUUGACUCCAAGCUGCUCACCGAAAUCGAGAUAAUCACAAGCACUUUCCACUCGAGAUGUCGCAUACAGGAUGAUCGACUGGCCGGGAGCAGUGGCAAGGAGAAGCUACUGGCCGAAGCCAACAAGCUGCAGGCCACUCUAGCAGCUCCAAGUCCGGCGCAGCAGUUGGUUCUUAAUGGCGGAGGAUCUGCUUCAGCGCUCCCCAAGCCCUUGAAAAGGGCCCUGAAGAAGCGAAAGCUCAGUGAGCCCCUGGUGGACUUCGCCAUGCUCUCGGCCAGCGCCAGCGGAACUCCAAAUGGCAGUGGGAGCAGCAACGGAAAUGCCAAACGACGGCACAAGAAAUCGCAGAGCAACGACAGCUCCAGUCCCGAUGACCACAAGCUUCCACUAAAGAAGCGUCAUUCUUUGACCCCGGGAGAGCGUCCCCCUGCCGAAGUGGCCUUCGCCAAUGGAAAACUGAAUGCAGAGGCCUGGGCCGCAGCGGCGGCGACUGCUAAGACCACUGCAUCUACCAAGUCGCAGGCGCAGUUUAAUGCCAAGAGUGGAAAAUCCGCGCUAACUCCCAAAAAGAGGCACCUUCUAGAGCAACCUACGGCUCUAAGCGCAGCUGGAUCUUCGGCUAGCAAUUCUCCACUAAGGAUCGUUGUUGAUAACAACUCCAUAAGUGGUGGGAAGUUGCUGGACAUCAGCCCUAGCUCGCUGUGCUCCCUCAAACAGCAACGGAGAGGAGGAGCGGCUAAGCAGAAGGUUGCGGCCACAAGGGACUUGGUUCAAUUGCACUCCCCAGCUGGUAGCUAUCCUCCGCCGGGCGUGUUUGAGCCAUCUGUGGAACUUGAGAUCCAAAUACCCAUCGGCAAAUUGAACGAAUCAGUUAUUACAAAAGCAGAGGUCGAAUCUCCGCUGCUCUCAGCGCUGGAUAUUAAGGAGGAUACCAAAAAGGAGAUUGGUCAGCGAGUUGUGGAAUCGUUGCUGCACAAAACAGGAGGCAAUCUUCUGCUGAAGCGGAAACGGAAAAAGAUCAAUCGAACGGGUUUUCCCACUGUGCGCAGGAAGAAGCGUAAGGUCAGUGUGGAGCAGCAGCCAACCGCCGUGAUGGAUGACGCUGACCCAGAGAUCGAUCCCGAUGAUGAGCCCCUCCAAUCCCUAAGAGAAACCAGGAGCAGCAGCAGUGCCCAGGUGCAGCAUCCAGCCAAUACCCCAAUGGACUGUGAGCGAGUGCCUCAAGCAGGCGAAGCUAGGGAGACCUUUGUAGCUAGAAGCAAUCAAAGAGCUCCACGCCUAUCAGUGGUGGCCCUGGAGCGUCUACAGCGACCACAAACCCCCGCCAGAGGAAGACCCCGAGGUAGAAAACCCAAGAAUAAGGAUCAACCUACAGCUACAACCUUACCGCCGCCCAAAUCGGAACCCGAGGUAAAGCCAGCCAAGAAACGUGGUCGGCAGCCCAAGCAACCGGUCUUGGAACAGCCACCUCCCACUCAAACGCCUCAGCAAAAGAAAACCAAACUGGAACCGAAUAUCAAACUUCCAGCUGGCAUCGACCCCAACACGAAUUUCAGCUGCAAGAUUCGCUUGAAGCGGCGAAGGAACCUGGAAACGGGCUCGACCCAAAGUAAGAAGGAUAAGCCUGUUCAGCCAGCGCCAGUGGAGGAGAUACCCCCAGAAAAGCCCGCCAGCCAGGAGGAGAUAAAUGCUGAAGCGGAGGCCAAACGGCUAGACAAAAUCCCUAACGAACACGAUCCCUUGCCCGCCAACGAAUCCCAACAUCACGGCCCACCAGACUACGCUAGUUGCAGUGAGUCCAGCGAGGACAAAGCAUCAAGCACCUCCUUGCGAAAACUAUCCAAGGUUAAGAAGACCUAUCUGGUGGCAGGACUUUUCUCCAAUUACUACAAACAAUCGCCAAUGCCGCCGCCAGCCAAGGUGACUAAGAAGCCCGCUUUAGAGGAGCAGCAAGUGGUCUCUGGGAGUCUGCUUCCACCACCGCCAUAUUGCGAAAAGUAUCUGCGAAGGAGUGAGGUGGACUUUGAGCUGCCAUACGACAUAUGGUGGGCUUACACCAACUCCAAGCUACCCACUCGACACGAUGUGCCAUCCUGGAAUUAUCGAAAGAUUCGCACGAAUGUAUAUGCAGAGUCAGUGCGCCCGAAUCUGGCUGGAUUCGACCAUCCCGUUUGUAAUUGUAAGAACCAGGGCGAGAAAUCCUGCCUAGACAAUUGCCUAAAUCGCAUGGUUUAUACGGAGUGCUCGCCCAGUAAUUGUCCCGCCGGGGAGAAGUGCCGGAACCAAAAAAUCCAACGACAUGCGGUAGCGCCUGGAGUGGAGCGCUUCAUGACGGUGGACAAGGGAUGGGGAGUCAGAACUAAACUACCCAUUGCCAAGGGAACCUACAUACUCGAGUACGUGGGAGAGGUGGUCACCGAGAGGGAAUUCAAGCAGCGGAUGGCCAGUAUAUAUUUGAACGACACGCACCACUACUGUCUCCAUUUGGAUGGAGGUCUGGUAAUUGAUGGCCAGCGUAUGGGCAGCGAUUGCAGGUUUGUGAACCACUCCUGCGAGCCCAACUGCGAGAUGCAAAAGUGGAGCGUGAACGGUUUGUCUAGGAUGGUUCUCUUCGCUAAAAGAGCCAUCGAGCAGGGCGAGGAACUGACCUACGAUUACAACUUUUCGCUGUUUAAUCCGUCGGAGGGCCAACCCUGCAGAUGCAACACGCCCCAGUGUCGUGGUGUCAUUGGAGGCAAGUCACAGAGGGUGAAACCUCUUCCCGCAGUGGAGGCCAAGCCCGCUUCAGAGGGACCUACUGGCCGAAACGGACGCCAACGCAAGCACAAGGCAAAGAAGCACGCUCAACGACAGGCGGGCAAGGACACAGCUUCAGCAGUUGCGGUAGCAAAGCUGCAACCGUUGUCUGAGAAGGAAAAGAAGCUGGUCAAACAGUGCAACACCUUCCUAGUUAGGAACUUUGAAAAGAUACGCAGAUGUAAAGCUAAGCGAGCAUCAGCCUUGGCAUCCGCGGCCACUUCCGCAUCUUCUCCAGCACACGGCGCAACUAAUGGAGACAUUCCUGGUCGACGACCCUCAACACCAUCCUCGACUUCUCUGGCUGCCCAGAUCUCCGCGCUCUGCUCUCCUCGCAACAUAAAAACCCGUGGACUUACCCUGGCAGUUCAUGACCCCGAGCUGGAAAAGAUGGCUAAGAUGGCUGUUGUUCUGAGAGAUAUCUGCAGUGCCCUGGAAAACCUAAAGAUGUUCGAGCUGCUAACUACACUGUCUAGUAAGAAAAAGAAGGCCAUAAAGAACUCUUUGGGCGGAAAAUUGGGAACGACAGCUGGAACGUCCAGAGUUGAGUUCAGAUCGAUUCAGGCCCAAGUCGAGCAGGGUCACUACAAGACGCCCCAGGAAUUCGAUGAUCAGAUGCAGCAGCUCUUUGUGGAGGCCAAACAGCAACAUGGCGAUGACGAGGGCAAGGCCAAAGCCCUCCAAUCGCUGAGGGAUUGCUAUGAGCAACAGAAGGCGUCCAGCUAUGUGCAGAUGGUCGAGAUUUUGGGCGAUUCAGAAGCUUUGCAGAGCUUUAAACCGAAGGAACCGCUUUUGCCAGUGGAGGAAGCGCCGAAGGUUACAGUUAAGAAAUCCCCAGGAGCAAUAGAAAGGGAUUCUCCAGUAGUGCCAUUGAAAGCAACUCCUCCACUGCUUCCCAUCGAAGCCUCUUCAGAGGAGGAUGUAAUCCGUUGCAUUUGCGGGUUGUACAAAGACGAGGGUUUGAUGAUUCAGUGCGCCAAGUGCAUGGUGUGGCAGCACACGGAGUGCACCAAAGCCGACAUCGAUGCGGACAACUAUCAGUGCGAACGUUGCGAGCCAAGGGAGGUGGAUCGCGAGAUUCCCCUGGAGGAAUUCACCGAGGAGGGUCAUCGCUAUUACCUAUCCCUGAUGCGUGGCGAUCUGCAGGUGCGUCAGGGCGACGCCGUCUAUGUGCUGCGGGAUAUUCCCAUUAAAGAUGAGGCGGGCAAGGUCUUGCCAACUAAGAAACACACGUACGAAACGAUUGGAGCCAUUGAUUACCAAGAGUGCGACAUCUUUCGGGUGGAACAUUUGUGGAAGAAUGAAAUGGGGAAGCGUUUCAUAUUCGGGCACCAUUUUCUGCGACCCCACGAAACUUUCCACGAACCUUCCCGUCGUUUUUACCCCAAUGAAGUGGUAAGAGUAUCCCUUUAUGAGGUGGUACCCAUUGAGUUAGUCAUUGGACGCUGCUGGGUUUUGGAUCGUACCACCUUCUGUAAAGGACGUCCGAUGGAAUGCGACGAUGAGGAUCAUUGCUACAUCUGUGAGCUGCGUGUGGACAAAACUGCAAGGUUCUUCUCCAAAGCCAAGGCCAAUCAUCCGGCCUGCACCAAGAGCUACGCCUUCCGAAAGUUCCCCGAAAAACUAAAGAUCUCCAAAAGCUAUGCGCCCCACGAUGUGGAUCCUUCGUUGCUGAAAUCGAGGAAGCAAAAGACUGAAUUAGAAGUAGGAGCCGUGCCAACAACGAUGCAAAAGGCAUCUGGCAGGCAGGAGCAACAGCAACCGAAGUCAGUUGGAAGAAAGCCGCGUGGAAGUAGUGCGGCCGCAGUGGAAUCUACAGCUGUCCAUGUCGUAGUUCCAGUGGCGCCCAAUAAACAGACACUAAAAAAGAAGCGGUCGCGUUUAGAAAACGUUCUCAUAACCAUGAAGCUAAAGUGUCUGGAUGCGCAGACAGCUCAGGAGCAGCCCAUUGAUUUGUCAUACCUACUGUCCGGUCGCGGUGCCCGGCAGCGAAAAACCCAGCAGUCCAGUAGCAGCUCUAUGGUCAGCUCGACCUAACAGAUGUAGCCAGCGACUAGGUUAAGCCGUGUAUAUACGCCUAAAAUAAGAGGCAGUGCUUAAUAUUUAUGAACUCUAAUUAACAAUUAGCAUGUAGCCAUGUAAGAUGUAACGGUGAUAGUAGUAAUUUUAGAGUGUACAUUGUUAUGAACAAAUUUCGUGAAGAGGCCUGCGGACCUGGCUAAGAUGGAACAGAUUAUGAAUUAUGGUUAAUAUAAGGACUUAUUUAAAUACUAGCAUCUACGCCACCACAGGAAGCCCCAUUUAGAUGAAUUUCUUUUGUUUUUAAUUGUUUACUGCAUUUCUAUAUUGAUUUUGUUUUACAGAACUAUCUCCUUUUCGUCUAUGCACUUGAAGGCGUUUUGAAUACUGCAUUGUUAUUUUAAAUUAUUGUAUUAUGUUAUGGCUGCUUAUCUACGAUACACCCAGGUAGGAAAACUUAUUGCGCUAUUAGUUUUUAAUUAAUUUCAAAUUGUUAUUAACUGCUAACCCAAAUUUUAAAAAUGAAAUAAAAAUAUAUUUUCAUUAAACUA
Molecule: messenger RNA, 7640 nt
Organism: Drosophila ficusphila
Lineage: Eukaryota; Metazoa; Arthropoda; Insecta; Diptera; Drosophilidae
Gene: ash1
Product: histone-lysine N-methyltransferase ash1
Cellular component (GO): nucleus
Molecular function (GO): protein binding; histone methyltransferase activity; chromatin binding
Source: RefSeq, a predicted model, not a curated record